Molecule: messenger RNA, 1557 nt
Organism: Daldinia caldariorum
Lineage: Eukaryota; Fungi; Ascomycota; Sordariomycetes; Xylariales; Hypoxylaceae
Product: putative maltose permease
Exons: 3
Coding region: 1-1557 (518 amino acids)
Biological process (GO): transmembrane transport; carbohydrate transport
Cellular component (GO): membrane
Molecular function (GO): carbohydrate:proton symporter activity
Source: RefSeq, a predicted model, not a curated record
AUGGUUGGGCAAAGCGACGGCGGGCCGUCAAAGGCUGGCGGCGCCGACGUCGCGUUGUCCGAAGCCGUGCAACGAGAGCAUGGCCUGUCGUUCUGGGAAGCUGCGAAACUGUAUCCGACUGCUGUCGGCUGGUCGGCGUUUGUCUCGAUAGGUGUUAUUAUGCUGGCCUUCGAUCCGCAAAUCAUCGGCAACAUGUUCGCCAUGCCCCAAUUCCAAAAGGACUUCGGGUUCGAACUUGAUGGCGAAUAUGUAAUUCCGGCGGCGUGGCAGACGGGCUUAUCAUUAGGCAACCCCCUCGGACAAGUCUUCGGCGCAUUGUUCUCUGCCUAUCCCUUGGAGCUGUUCGGUCGCAAGUGGACCUUUUUCGGAUGCAUCCUGCUGACGGCGUGUCUCGUCUUCAUCCAAUUCUUCGCGCGCUCCCUGCAGGUCCUCCUUGUAGGUGAACUACUAGGGGGACUCGUUUUAGGAUGUUUCGUUGUGAUAGGCCCGACUUACGCAUCUGAGGUUUGUCCUAUGGCGCUCCGUGGCUUUUCGACGAGUUACACCAAUCUCUGCUUCGUCACGGGACAACUUCUUGGGAACGGGGUUACGACUGGGACUUCCCAGAUCGAAAACCAUUGGGCAUAUAGUAUUCCAUUCGCUCUUCAGUGGUUCUGGGUUGUGGUUAUCCUUCCCGGCAUCUUCUUCAUUCCGGAAUCACCGUGGUGGUUGGUGCGCAAGGGCAGGAUUGAAGACGCCAGGGACGCCCUUCGCCGAUUAUCAUCGUCAAAAGUAGAUGUCGACGCUACAUUAGCCGUUAUCGCCGAGACGGAUCGGCUGGAACUGGAGAUGGAAGCAGGUAGCACUUAUCUAGACACUAUUAAGGGCAUCAACCUGCGACGAACCGAGAUCUCUACCGGCGUCUACGCAACUCAGGUCCUGAGCGGAAUCUAUCUGAUCAACUAUGGAACUUACUUCUUCGAACAAGCAGGACUGCCACCUAAGGAUGCAUUUAAUAUGGGUAUUGGAUUCUUAGGCACGGGCUGGGUCUGCACUGUGCUCUCCUGGUUUCUCAUCGCUCGCUUCGGCCGGAGACGCAUAUUCAACAUUGGGCUAUCGGUUCUGAUCGUUCUGAUGUUUGUAAUCGGGAUCCUGGACAGCAUCCCUGGCCGACCUUCGGGUGUUGCUUGGGCUGAGAGUUCACUCAUGUUGAUUUGGAAUGGUGCAUACGACUUGUCGGUCGGACCUAUCACAUUCGUGAUUUUAGGAGAGUGCUCCGCGACCCGUGUCCGAUCCAAGACAAUUGCGGUGGCCACGGCGAUACAAGCGGUGUUUGGGAUCGCAAUGACGGUCGCUAUUCCGUAUAUGAUCAACCCCGCAGAAGCGAACAUGCAGGGGAAACUCGGUUAUUUUUUCGGUGGGCUGGGAGUUAUCUGUCUUAUUUGGUCCUACUUUCGGAUCCCCGAAACGAAGGGUAGAACGUACGAAGAGCUAGACAUUCUAUUUGAUAAGAAGGUUCCGGCCAGGCAGUUUAAAGGAUAUCAGGUCGAUGUCACUGCUAUAUCGGCCGAGAGUUGA